This is a messenger RNA of Arachis ipaensis, 808 nucleotides long. The record is from RefSeq and is a predicted model, not a curated record. NCBI's taxonomy places the organism in Eukaryota, Viridiplantae, Streptophyta, Magnoliopsida, Fabales, Fabaceae.
UUGCAGGAAUAUCAAGAGGAGGUUGAAAUUUUGCGUUCGGGGUUGUAUCGGUGGGGCGGAGAUGCUAGGGAGUAUGAUAAGAAUGAGGCAUAUAUAGAGGUGGUAACCGCCCCUAACAACCCUUGUGGAAGCAUAAGGAGAGCAGUGGCAAACUGUGAAGGUGAAGGGAAAGUGAUUCAUGACUUUGCGUAUUAUUGGCCACAAUACACUCCCAUUACUCAACAGUAUGACCAUGAUCUUAUGUUGUUCACAUUCUCCAAAUGCACUGGCCAUGCCGGUUCCCGCAUUGGAUGGGCAAUUGUGAAGGACAUUGAAGUUGCAAGGAAGAUGACGAGGUUCAUUCAGAUGAGCUCAAUUGGUGUAUCAAAAGAAUCUCAAAUCCGAGUUGCCAAGAUCAUAGGAGUGAUCUGUGACAGUUAUCAGAAAAUAGGAUCGUCCCUAGAUUCUGAUGAGCUCUUCUUUGAAUAUUCGAAUCGCAAAAUGAGAGAAAGGUGGGAGAAACUAAGGGCAAUUGUUGAGAAAAGUAAUCUCUUCUCGUUGGCCAAGUACCCUAAGGCCUACUGCACCUUCACUAACAACACAUCUGAAUCUUACCCUGCAUUUGCUUGGAUGAAGUGCAAGGGUGGCAUAGAAGAUUGUGAGAGUUUUCUGAGGAAUUUGAAGGUGUUUGUAAGAGGAGGGAAGCGAUUUGGUGUUGAUCAAAAGUAUGCAAGGGUUAGCUUACUCAGCAGGGAUGAGAUGUUUAAUGAGUUCUUAACUAGGAUCUCAAAUAUUACCAGUGAUAGAAAAUACAAGUUAAAUUGACACA